ACAUUCGCGCCAUGACCCAAGUCGUGACAGCAUCAUAUAUCAAAAGCGCAUUGGCUUCCCUGAUGACUGGUCUUGGAGACAUAUGAUUCGAUCUCGAGAGAACAAGCAGAGCAAAGUUCUCGUUGCCUUCAUCUGGUUAAUGCAAGUCGCUCAAAUGGCAAUCGCUGCUUGGAUAUCGUGCGUUCAUACAAUGGAGGUCGACGUUAUACUCCAUUUCAUUGGCUACACAUUGACAAACUGGGCGCUUUACACUGGAAUAUGUUCCUUGACUACGUCCCUUGUGCAUGGUGUUUUCAUAUUUAGGGUUUUCAGACUUGAGAAGAGUCUCUAUGGUAAACGGAGAAUGACAUGGGUUUUGAUUGCAUUUUGUGUCAUGGAGCAAGUUUUUGGUCUUCUUAGUACAAUCUUCAUCUUCAAAACAAGUAAUUACAGCUUGAAUGUCGUGGCUGUUUGGUCCACCUUUAUCUCGCUUGGUUGUUCAGCUAUCAAUGAUGUUCUUAUCGCUGGAACUUUGGCCUAUAUUCUCCACAAACACAGGACCACAUCGCCAAGAACUAAUCAAAUGAUCACGAGACUCAUCAUAUUCUGCUCACAAACAGGUUUGAUUACAACCGUGGUGGCAUCCGUCACUAUGGGAAUUUGGGCAGCUUGCCGUUUCGAUUUUCACCAUCUACAUAUGUGUUUUCCUAUUGGAGGCUUAUAUGCUACAUGUCUUCUUGCCAACUUUAUCGCUCGGGAAUCCUACCUGCAGCCGCAAACAGUUCACGAAACUGAGAUUUCCGCUAUCAGUUUUGCACGUUUCACGCAAGAGGCUCAUGUGGGCUUUCCAGACAAUAACUCGGGGCUGCAGGAAACAUUGGUAAUGCAAGGAGGAGCAGAUUCAUCGAAAGCGUCUUCCUGUUAAUUCGAAUCACUAUAAUCCUUUGGACACAAUGCUACCAUUUUGCAUAUACGUCGGCGUCAAGAAACUGUUCAACAUCCAAAUGCGAGUAGGCUACUAUAUUGAAACUCACUGGGGCGGCCGUAGUCAAAAUAUCUAAACGAAUACAUGUAUCAUAUAUGCUUCACGAUACCUCCAUCCCUCUAGACUACUAUGAGACAUAUUCGUUUGAGUGCCGCCUUCAAGUCGCACAAAUCCUUGUUAUGACUAAAAUAAUAUUGCUUAAAGCGGUUGUUUAUUUUUAACCGAGUUUAAUCUUGUCUAUACUAUCACUCCUGGGGUUCUGCAACAUUUUCAAUAAAUCUUUUGUAACUCCUCAACCGCAUCAUAUUAUCUUCUACUGAUUUGCACCAUUAUAUAUUCGUAGCUACUCUAUAUGAAUAUGAUUUUUUCUGAUUUUAA
Suillus bovinus is the source of this 1342-nucleotide messenger RNA. RefSeq lists its product as uncharacterized. The record is from RefSeq and is a predicted model, not a curated record. NCBI's taxonomy places the organism in Eukaryota, Fungi, Basidiomycota, Agaricomycetes, Boletales, Suillaceae. The coding region runs from base 83 to 904 and encodes 273 amino acids. The transcript is spliced from 17 exons.